This is a messenger RNA of Theobroma cacao (cacao), 984 nucleotides long. RefSeq names its product ADP-ribosylation factor-like protein 8a. NCBI's taxonomy places the organism in Eukaryota, Viridiplantae, Streptophyta, Magnoliopsida, Malvales, Malvaceae. Gene Ontology annotation, biological process: protein transport. Gene Ontology annotation, molecular function: GTP binding; GTPase activity. The record is from RefSeq and is a predicted model, not a curated record.
GAGGAAUUCGGUAAAAUAAAUAAAUAAAUAAAUAAAAAUAAGCACUUCAGCAGGCGAGGGGGAGGGAAGGGAAAGGAAGGAAAAGCCAGAGGCUGAGAGAGAUCUCUGGCUCUGUCCGUCUCUCUCUUUUUUUCCAUUGAAAAUUAAAAAAAAAUAGAAACCUUCUUUUUGUUGCUUGGGAUCUCUGCUUCUCUUUCUCUUUGAAUCUCCAAAUGGGUUUGUGGGAAGCUUUUCUCAAUUGGCUUCGCAGCCUCUUUUUCAAGCAGGAAAUGGAGCUAUCUUUGAUAGGACUUCAGAAUGCUGGAAAAACUUCAUUAGUAAAUGUUGUCGCAACUGGUGGAUAUAGUGAAGAUAUGAUCCCUACGGUUGGAUUCAACAUGAGGAAAGUGACAAAAGGAAAUGUUACAAUUAAGUUAUGGGAUCUUGGUGGUCAACCUAGGUUUCGCAGUAUGUGGGAACGAUACUGCCGUGCAGUUUCUGCUAUUGUUUAUGUGGUCGACGCUGCUGAUCCUGAUAACCUGAGUAUCUCAAGAAGUGAGCUUCAUGAUUUGCUGAGCAAAUCCUCACUUAGUGGCAUCCCUCUUCUGGUGCUAGGCAACAAGAUUGACAAGCCAGGAGCUCUGACAAAGCAGGCUUUGACUGAUGAAAUGGGACUAAAGUCAAUUACUGACAGAGAAGUAUGCUGCUUCAUGAUAUCAUGCAAGAACUCAACCAACAUUGACUCGGUUAUUGAUUGGCUUGUAAAGCAUUCCAAAUCAAAGAGCUGAAAAAGGCUUGUGUUUUUUUAUUCUUCCUUUCUUUUCUGCUGAAUCUGUGUUUCAUAAUUCAAGUUUCCGAAGGGAUACAAUUUGUGUUGCUUGAGAAUUUCAUUUUUGGUUUUUCUCUUAACUUAUUUUCUGAUUGUUUAAUAUCGUGUUCGCGUCGUGUACUGUACACUAGAUCAUCACAUUUUUAAUUGAAGUAGGAUGAAUCUUUCUCUUAGCA